CACUUACGUACACACUACACGCAUCUGUGCACAGUACCACAGCCUUAGCAAGAUCUCUGACGUUGAUAACUAAUCAAAUGUUAAUUUAAUAUUGAAGUGAUACUGACCUGACAUUUUCUUGGACUUUGGAAUUUUUUAUUGCUUUCUAAUUUUGUGCACAAUGUUGUCUAGUUCCCGAAAGAUUUUAAGCAAUGGAAUUAUAAAACGUUUCAAGAGCACACUGGUUUUGGCAGAACACAAUAAUGAAACACUUAAUCCCAUAACAUUAAAUACAAUCACUGCAGCUAAAAAAAUUGGUGGCGAUGUUACAGUCCUAGUUUGUGGGACUAAUUGUGAAAACGUAUCUAAAGCUGUAUCACAAGUUGGCAUAUCUAAAAUUUUAGUUGCUGAGAGCCCCGCUUUGAAAGGAUUUACUGCGGAAUCAGUUUGUCCUGUGAUUUUAGCGGCGCAAAACCAGUUUAAGUUUUCACACAUUUUAGCUGGCGCCACGGCCAUAGGAAAAAAUGUUCUUCCAAGGGUUGCUGCAAAGCUAGAUGUAUCUCCUAUCUCUGAAAUAAUUGACAUUAAAUCUGAAGACACAUUUGUUCGUACUAUUUAUGCUGGAAACGCUAUUCUAACAUUAAAGUCAACGGAUCCCGUCAAAGUUAUAACGGUACGAGGAACUAGUUUUGAAGCAUGUAAGGAUAGCGGAAAUCCAUCAUCAGAGAAAUUAUCUGUUGAUAUAAAAAAUGACUUAUCCGAAUUUAUAUCACAAGAACUGAGUAAAAGUGAUCGCCCAGAAUUGGCGUCUGCUAAGGUCGUAGUUUCUGGUGGCCGUGGUCUGAAAUCUGGAGAAAAUUUUAAAAUUUUAUAUGAGUUAGCUGAUAAAUUAAAUGCGGCGGUAGGUGCCUCCAGAGCAGCUGUUGAUGCUGGAUAUGUACCAAACGACAUGCAAAUUGGUCAAACAGGAAAAAUUGUUGCACCCGAAUUAUACAUCGCAGUUGGAAUUUCAGGAGCUAUUCAACAUCUUGCCGGAAUGAAAGAUUCGAAAACAAUAGUUGCCAUAAAUAAAGAUCCCGAAGCACCUAUUUUCCAAGUUGCAGAUUUAGGAUUAGUAGCUGAUUUAUUUAAAGCUGUCCCAGAAAUUAAUCAAAAAUUGUAGCUUCUUUUUAAUAUUUGAAUUAAUCUUUGUAAAUUGUAUAGGAAUGUCGAAAUAAGAAAUCAGUAAAUCAAUUUUGUAAACAGAACUCAAUUUUAUAUCAAGCUGUAUAUCCAGUUUAUUAAAAUUUUUUAUUACAGAACAGAAAA
Messenger RNA from Condylostylus longicornis, 1287 nucleotides. RefSeq names its product electron transfer flavoprotein subunit alpha, mitochondrial (gene wal). Bases 161 to 1141 code for a protein of 326 amino acids. Lineage: Eukaryota; Metazoa; Arthropoda; Insecta; Diptera; Dolichopodidae. The record is from RefSeq and is a predicted model, not a curated record. Gene Ontology annotation, cellular component: mitochondrion. Gene Ontology annotation, molecular function: flavin adenine dinucleotide binding; electron transfer activity. The transcript has 6 exons.